AUGUUCAUAGCACGCAGCGAGUAUGAUCGUGGAAUCAACACCUUCUCGCCAGAAGGCCGUCUUUUCCAGGUCGAAUACUCCCUAGAAGCCAUCAAGCUCGGCUCAACAGCGAUAGGUGUCGCAACCGGCGAAGGUGUGAUCCUUGGUGUAGAGAAGCGCGUGACAUCCACCCUUCUUGAGACCAGCUCAGUCGAGAAGAUUGUCGAGAUCGACCGCCACAUCGGAUGCGCCAUGUCUGGCCUGCAAGCCGAUGCACGAAGCAUGGUCGAGCACGCCCGAGUCGAGAGCCAGAACCAUGCCUUCAACUACGCCGAGCCUCUGAGAGUAGAGAGCUGCACACAGGCGAUAUGCGAUCUUGCGCUACGAUUCGGCGAGGGUGCUGAGGGUGAGGAGAGCAUCAUGUCGAGACCAUUCGGUGUGGCGCUGUUGAUCGCUGGGUACGACGAGGACGGCCCAAGUCUGUACCACGCUGAGCCCUCUGGCACAUUCUACCGCUACGACGCCAAGGCAAUUGGCUCCGGAUCCGAAGGCGCACAAGCAGAGCUGCAGAACGAGUUCCACAAGUCGCUUACCCUGCCAGAAGCCGAGGUCCUUGUCCUCAAGACGCUGAAGCAGGUCAUGGAGGAGAAGCUGGACAGCAAGAACGUGCAGCUGGCGAGUGUGACCAAGGACAAGGGCUUCCGGAUCUACACCGACCAGGAGAUGGAGGAGGUCGUUGGAAGGCUGCCUACAAACUAG
This is a messenger RNA of Ascochyta rabiei, 738 nucleotides long. RefSeq names its product Proteasome endopeptidase complex. Gene Ontology annotation, cellular component: nucleus; proteasome core complex, alpha-subunit complex; proteasome core complex. NCBI's taxonomy places the organism in Eukaryota, Fungi, Ascomycota, Dothideomycetes, Pleosporales, Didymellaceae. The transcript is spliced from 6 exons. The record is from RefSeq and is a predicted model, not a curated record. Gene Ontology annotation, biological process: proteasome-mediated ubiquitin-dependent protein catabolic process. The coding region runs from base 1 to 738 and encodes 245 amino acids.